Molecule: messenger RNA, 786 nt
Organism: Hibiscus syriacus
Lineage: Eukaryota; Viridiplantae; Streptophyta; Magnoliopsida; Malvales; Malvaceae
Product: dimethylnonatriene synthase-like
Exons: 2
Coding region: 1-786 (261 amino acids)
Molecular function (GO): oxidoreductase activity, acting on paired donors, with incorporation or reduction of molecular oxygen; monooxygenase activity; heme binding
Source: RefSeq, a predicted model, not a curated record
AUGAAGGCUUUGAUGAAAAAACUUGACCGAUUCUUUGAUCAUGUGUUCGAUGAACAUAAGCGGAAAAAGAAAGAAUUAUCCAAGGAUUUUGUGGCACGAGACAUGGUGGAUUUACUGUUGCAGCUAGUUGAUGAUCCUGAUCUUAACGUUAAGCUCACUUAUGAUCAUAUCAGGGGACUCAUACUCGACCUGAUAACCGGAGGCACAAAUACCUCGGCAUUAACCGUAGAAUGGGCGAUCUCAGAACUGAUCAAACAACCACAACUCAUCGGAAAAGCUACUGAAGAGUUAGACAGAGUGACCGGCAGAGAGAGAUGGGUAGAAGAGAAAGACAUCCCACAGCUUCCUUACUUGGAUGAAAUCAUGAAAGAAACAAUGAGGAAACACCCGAUUGCUCCAUUGCUAGCACCACAUUUGGCCAUGGAAGAUUGCAAAGUGGCAGGACACGAUAUUCGCAAAGGAACUAGAGUCUUCGUAAACACUUGGAGCAUAGGGAGAGACCCGUUCCUGUGGGAACAACCCGAGGAGAUUGAUGUGAAGGGGCGAAGCUUUGAGUUGCUGCCAUUUGGUGCAGGGAGGAGAAUGUGCCUUGGUUACAUCCUUGGACUAAAGAUGGUUCAGUUGAGCAUAGCGAACUUGUUACAAGCGUUCAACUGGAAAUUGCCUGACGAUACUAAAGUAGAAGAUUUGAGCAUGGAAGAAGGUAGUGGAAUUUCAACACCCAGAAAGUUUCCACUUGUUGCAGUCAUAGAGCCUCGUCUCCUGCUUCAUCUUUAUAAAAUUUGA